CUUUUAUUUUGAAAUGUAGAGUUCCUGUGACACUCGACCCUCCGUUUCCGAGCAGACCCCGGUGAUCAGCUGCGAGCAUGCCGACAGUCAGCGUGAAGAGAGAUCUGCUCUUUGAAGCUUUGGGGCAAAAAUACACUGAUGAAGAAUUUGAUGAACUAUGUUUCGAGUUUGGCCUCGAGCUGGACGAAAUCACAUCAGAGAAGGAAAUCUUAAGCCGUGAACAGGGAGAUGAGAAGGCAGAAGGAGCGUCUGAUGUUGUGCUGUAUAAGAUCGACGUGCCAGCUAACCGCUAUGAUCUCCUGUGUCUGGAGGGUCUCGUCAGGGGUCUGCAGGUCUUCAAGGAGAAGUUGGAAGCUCCCCGGUACAAGCGUGUGAGUCCGGCGGACGGAGGAGAGCCUCAGCGGCUGGUCAUAACUGAGGAGACGGCGUCUGUGAGGCCACACGCUGUAGCAGCUGUACUGCGUAACAUCACCUUCACUCAGGAACGAUACGAGAGCUUCAUAGAGCUGCAGGAGAAGCUGCACCAGAACGUCUGCAGGAAAAGGACCCUGGUUGCCAUAGGAACUCACGAUUUAGACACCAUAUCUGGUCCAUUCACGUACACAGCCAAAGCUCCCGGCGAUAUCCGCUUCAAACCGCUCAAUCAGAGCAAAGAGUACACCGCCACUGAGCUCAUGAGUCUCUAUAAGACUGACAGUCAUCUGAGGCACUACCUGCACAUUAUUGAGAACGAACCUCUCUACCCCAUCAUAUACGACAGUAAUGGAAUCGUCCUGUCUAUGCCUCCAAUCAUCAACGGGGACCACAGCAAAAUCUCAUUAAACACAAAGAACGUUUUCAUUGAGUGCACGGCCACAGACCUCACAAAGGCAAAGGUCACGCUGGAUAUGGUAGUGACCAUGUUUAGUGAAUACUGCGAUGAACCAUUCACGGUUGAGGAGGCAGAGGUUGUUUAUCCUGAUGGCAGAUUGUGUGUGUAUCCUGAGCUGGCGUACAGGACAGAGACGCUGUCUGGGGACUUCAUCAACAAAAGAGUUGGCAUCAAUGAAUCAGUAGAAAGCAUCGCUCAGCUGCUGACCCGGAUGUAUUUGAGGUCAGAGGUCAGCGGUGAGGGCGAUCUGAUCCAGGUUGAGAUCCCGCCCACGCGCUCUGAUGUCAUCCACGCCUGUGACAUCAUGGAGGACGCCGCCAUAGCGUACGGCUUCAACAACAUCGUCAGGAGCACGCCGCGCACGUACACUGUAGCCAAUCAGCUCCCUCUAAAUAAGUUGACAGAGUUACUGAGGCAAGAUCUCGCAGCCGCUGGGUUUACCGAAGCUCUGACAUUCGCUCUGUGCUCACAAGAAGAUAUCGCAGAUAAACUCAGGAAAAACAUCACAGAAACCAGAGCAGUCCACAUCUCCAACCCAAAGACUGCAGAGUUUCAGGUGGCGCGUACCUCUCUUCUUCCUGGACUCCUGAAGACGCUCGCUGCCAACAGGAAGAUGCCCCUUCCUCUCAAACUGUUUGAGAUUUCAGACGUUGUCCUGAAGGAUGAAACUAAAGACGUAGGAGCCCGUAACAACAGGCGUCUCUGUGCGGUGUACUACAACAAGAGCCCGGGAUUUGAAGUCAUCCAUGGACUUCUGGACCGGGUCAUGCAGCUGCUGGACGUCAAACCAGGCCGUAACCAAGGAUACAACAUCCAGGCGGCAGAGGACUCCACCUUCUUCCCCGGCCGCUGUGCUGAGAUCUUCUCAUGUGGCAAAAGCAUCGGACACCUCGGGGUCCUUCACCCUGAUGUCAUCAGUCGUUUUGAGCUGACCAUGCCCUGCUCCGCCAUCGAUAUCGACAUUGAACCCUUCCUGUGAUGUCAUAAUGCAAAUAACCUCAGCCACACCCCUCCGUUUUGGGCUCCUCCCUCCGAAGCCACAGCCACACAUUACUGUCACAUCUGUCUUUAGGAGAACGAGUUCUAGUCACAACAGCACGUGUUACUGUAUGUUCAUGGUAUAAAUCAGUGUUUUAAUAAAACUCCGCUUGUC
Onychostoma macrolepis is the source of this 2024-nucleotide messenger RNA. RefSeq names its product phenylalanyl-tRNA synthetase subunit beta (gene farsb). Gene Ontology annotation, cellular component: cytoplasm; phenylalanine-tRNA ligase complex. Lineage: Eukaryota; Metazoa; Chordata; Actinopteri; Cypriniformes; Cyprinidae. The record is from RefSeq and is a predicted model, not a curated record. Gene Ontology annotation, molecular function: phenylalanine-tRNA ligase activity; RNA binding; magnesium ion binding. The transcript is spliced from 17 exons. Bases 78 to 1850 code for a protein of 590 amino acids. Gene Ontology annotation, biological process: phenylalanyl-tRNA aminoacylation.